UAGAAGACAUUUUGAACCAGGUCCAACUUUCGAUUGAUACUGUUAUCCUGAAUUUAUUCAAACAAGCCAUGUCUGUCGUCAAGGAAAACUGGCAAUCGGCAAAGCCUUUCAUAAGAGAAAGGAGUAAGUUCAUUUUCAACAACGAUUUGUUCAGCGAUGUAAAGUUUGUUGUCCGAGCGAGGGAUGAAAAAAGUGAAAGUAAAAAAGUGAUUCCCGCACACAAGUUAGUAUUGUCGAUCAGCAGUCCUGUGUUUGAAGCCAUGUUAUAUGGUGACUUGGCGGAGACUAAAGACUCUAUUGAACUGCCUGACUGUGAGUACGAGAGUCUAUUGGAGUUGUUUCGUUACAUGUACAGCGAUGAAGUGAACUUAAGUGGGAGUAAUGUGAUGGGAGUGUUGUAUCUGGCGAAGAAAUACAUUGUGCCUUCACUAGCUGAGAACUGCUCGAAAUAUCUGUCGAAGAAUUUGGAUCCAUCAAAUGUUUUCAGUAUCCUUCCUUCUGCUCAGAAAUACGAAGAGAAAGACCUGGUGGAUCGAUGCUGGGAAAUGAUAGACAAACACACAGAGGAAGCUGUGGAAUCUGAUGAAUUUGCGACAAUUCAAAGGUCCUUACUUAACGCAGUAGUCAUAAGAGACACCCUAAGGGUCGAGGAAAUAGAAUUGUUUAAAGCUGUUGACGUGUGGGCCACAAAGGAAUGUGAGAGACAGGGUUUAGAGCCAGGUGGUGCAAAUAAAAGAAGAAUUCUUGGUGAAGAAACAGUUAAAGCAAUACGCUUCCCAAUAAUGAUACUUGAAGAUUUUGCUGGUGUAGUAUUGGAUAGUAAAAUUCUUAACUUAGGUGAAGUUUCCAGCAUUGUAAAAUAUCUGAGUUCAGUGACAACUUCUGCAGGAGGAUUCUUAGAUUCAGAAAGGUCACCUGUUUCCUGUGCCUGUAGUGAGGUGCAACGUUGUCUUAGAUUUAGGAGCUUCAGAAACCUUGAUGAUUGUAAAACAAAUUCCCUUUCUGUCCUUGAAUUUUCGGUGAACAAGCGUGUAAUGUUACAUGGGGUAUAUAUCCGUGGUCAGGCAGACAUCUUAAGCUGUGCAAUAGAGCUAACUGUUAGCACUAGCGAUAGAAAAUCCAAAAAAGUGUCUGGAGAGUUUUCCGUUGAGAAUGUCACGGACCAUGAUGCAUUUCCCUAUUGGGGUUAUAAAAUUUUGUUAACAGAAUCGCUGCUUUUGAGGAAAAACACGCUGUACCGCAUGGAAGCCAAAAUAUCUGGUACUAUUAGUUGGUGUGGAAAUACAAUUAUUAAUCCUGUGACUUGUUCUGGUGUAACAUUCACAUUUAAAGAGACACCUGUAGAGGGCUUUCCUGAAUUAUUAUUCUCUUCUAUAAUUUAGGAAAAUAAUGUAAUUUAGAAUCUUUGAGUGAUUUAUUCACUUGUUUUGCCUGGGAAAAAAGUAGACUCCAACCUCAAUUUGAAAAAAGAUAAUCAUUUUGAUAGUUAGUGCUAACAUCAUCUUGGAAGGAUGAAGAGAAAUUUCCAGAAUGAAGACUUGACAAACCCUAUUUUUCCUAUUGGUUUGGUACAGGUAAUUUAAAAUCAUAACCCCCUUUUAAUAUUUUCAAACAUUAUUGACUUUUCCUAUAAAUUUCUUUGUGUUUAUUUUUAAGUACCUUUCACAGACAUAUUUUAGAUUCCCAUUUUUUGUGGUUGAACAACUGUUAAUAGUGAGGCUCUCACAUGCGCUUUGCGCAUGUGGGGCAGAACCCCAUACCCAUGGAAUAUGGUCAACCUCUUUUCGUUUGGUUGUCACGUGACUGAUUGAGCAUACAUACA
Stylophora pistillata is the source of this 1822-nucleotide messenger RNA. RefSeq names its product BTB/POZ domain-containing protein 6-like. The record is from RefSeq and is a predicted model, not a curated record. NCBI's taxonomy places the organism in Eukaryota, Metazoa, Cnidaria, Anthozoa, Scleractinia, Pocilloporidae. Gene Ontology annotation, molecular function: protein binding. Gene Ontology annotation, biological process: neurogenesis. Gene Ontology annotation, cellular component: cytosol.